Messenger RNA from Leptomonas pyrrhocoris, 2737 nucleotides. RefSeq names its product putative mitochondrial oligosaccharyl transferase subunit. The record is from RefSeq and is a predicted model, not a curated record. Gene Ontology annotation, cellular component: membrane. NCBI's taxonomy places the organism in Eukaryota, Euglenozoa, Kinetoplastea, Trypanosomatida, Trypanosomatidae. Bases 137 to 2737 code for a protein of 866 amino acids. The transcript has a single exon. Gene Ontology annotation, molecular function: oligosaccharyl transferase activity.
AGCCCAUUACUCUCUUUUGUGGUACUUGUUUAGAUUACUGUUGCGCUUCAGUGUUUUCUGAGUUCGAACGCGGGCAGACCUAUCUGUAUUAUUAUUUUUCUGUCGUCUGCUUUUUGUUUUCGCAUCUCCGCUUCGAAUGGGAAAGAAGAAGCAGUCUCGCCCGGCAGGUGCGGUUGUGGCUCCUCAAUACGCAGCAGCCACAACCGUGCCCGCAGGCAAUGUCGCGGCCGCCACCACAACGAUCAAACAUACACACGCGCACCCUCGAGCCCAUUCAGCGCCAGCAGUAGAAGUAAAAGAGUUCUUGGGACUCUUCUCCUUCCGCACGCGGUCGCUUCGCGUUCUUAUCGUCCUGGUCGCAGUCAUCUUUACACUCCGCAGCUGCUGGCAGGCCUUUGUUAUUCGUCUAUUCCCUGUGAAAGCGUAUGGUUACCUGAUCCACGAGUUCGACCCGUGGUUCAACUACCGCGCCACGGAGUACAUGUCCGAGCACGGCUGGAAGGCGUUCUUCCGCUGGUUCGACUACAUGAGCUGGUACCCGCUGGGCCGCCCCGUCGGCUCCACCACGUACCCCGGCCUGCAGUUCACCGCCGUCGCCAUCCACCGCGUGCUGGCCGCGCUGGGGGUGCGCAUGUCGCUCAAUGAUGUGUGCGUGCUCAUCCCGGCGUGGUUCGGCUCCAUCGCCACAGCCGUCCUCUGCCUCGCUUCCUACGACGUAUCUCGCAGUUUUAUCGCACCUAUGGUUACUGCCUUUACAUUUGCCAUUGUCCCCGCACACCUGAUGCGGUCCAUGGCCGGCGAGUUCGACAACGAGUGCAUCGCCAUGGCGGCCAUGCUGCUCACCUUCUACCUGUGGGUCCGCUCCCUCCGCACGCGUGCCUCGUGGCCCAUCGGUGCGCUGGCGGGCGUGGCGUACGGCUACAUGGCGGCCGCGUGGGGCGGCUACAUUUUUGUGCUCAACAUGGUGGCCCUGCACGCCGGUGUGGCGGCGCUGGUGGACUGGGCACGCAACACGUACAGCCCGUCGCUGCUGCGCUCCUACGCGCUGUUCUACGUCGUCGGCACCGCCCUCGCCACGCGCGUGCCGCCCGUCGACAUGGCGCCCUUCCGCUCGCUGGAGCUGCUCGGUGCCUUGGUGGUGCUCGUCUUCCUCUGCGGCCUGCAGGUGUGCGAGGUGCUGCGCCGGCGUGCCGACGUCGAGGUGCGCUCCUCCGCCAACCUGAAGAUCCGCAUCCGCGUGUUCGGCGCGAUGGCCGGUGCCGGUGCCCUGGUGAUCGCCGUGCUGGCCCCCACCGGCUACUUCGGCCCGAUGUCGGCUCGCGUGCGUGCGCUCUUUGUGCAGCACACCCGCACCGGCAACCCGUUGGUGGACUCCGUCGCGGAGCACCAGCCCGCCUCCCCGGAAGCCUUCUGGACGUUUCUGCACAUCUGCAGCGUGAUGUGGGGACUGGGUGUAUUGCUGAUGACCGUCUCGUUGCCCCUCGACUACACCCCUGCCAAGCUUUUUUGGCUUCUCAAUUCCGCAGCUGCGUACUACUUUAGUCUGCGGAUGUCGCGACUGGUGCUGCUGUCGGGACCACCGGCGUGCCUUCUCACCGGCUACUUUACUGGAGCCUUGCUGGACGCGGCCGCGAAGUUGACUUUCUGGGACAGCGAAGCCACCAAGGCCAGGAUGGUGGAUGAGGCGGAGCAGCCCACUGCGACAGCCACGAACGGCGCCGCAACUCAGCGUAGCUCCAAAGCGGCUCACGUAGAGGAAGAGGCGUGCGCUCCGCCGCCCUCUUGUUUUACGGAUAUUAUUGACCGUAGUAGUAUGCCUUGGUGGCCUCGACUGCUCCUCUGCCUUUCCUUGUGGGCCCUUGCUGCUGCCAUUGGGUGGAACCUCGUUGGCUCAGACUUCAUUGCACAUGCGACGAUGUUCAGUCAGCACGCGUCAAACCCUAUGAUUGUCUUCCGGGCACGCGUGCGGGACCCACUGACUGGCAAGCCGACAGACAUCGUGGUUGACGACUACGUGGCGAGUUACAAGUGGCUGAGUAAACAAACCCCGCGUAGUUCGCGUGUGCUUGCCUGGUGGGACUACGGCUAUCAGAUCACCGGCAUCGGCAACCGCACGUCGCUCGCGGACGGCAACACGUGGAACCACGAGCACAUCGCCACCAUCGGCAAGAUGCUGACGUCGCCCGUUGCGGAGGCGCACUCGCUGGUGCGACACAUGGCGGACUACGUUCUCAUCUGGGCUGGGCAGAAUAAAGACGAUUUAAUGAAAUCACCGCACAUGGCCCGCAUCGGCAACAGCGUCUACCGCGACAUCUGUCCUGAUGACCCGCUGUGCCGCCACUUUAGUUUCCUCGAUCGAGAGUUCCGCAAACCCACGCCGACGAUGCGGGCCUCGCUGCUGUACAACCUGCACGAGAACAAAGUUGCUCCAGGCGUCGAGGUCGACCCGGCUCUCUUCCAGGAGGUGUACACCUCUAAGUAUGGCCUCGUGCGCAUCUACAAAGUGAUGAACGUCAGCCGUGAGAGCAAGAGGUGGUUGGCCGAUCCCGCCAACCGCGUGUGCAACCCGCCGGGGUCGUGGAUCUGCCCGGGUCAGUACCCGCCCGCGAAGGAGAUUCAGUCCAUGCUUGCCCAUCGCGUGGAAUUUGAGGAACUGGGGACCUUCAACCGCCAGAAAAAGGACGCCGCCUAUCACGCGGAAUAUCUGAAACAGUUCAGCGACGAUGCCGACAUGUGA